This is a messenger RNA of Oryzias melastigma (Indian medaka), 773 nucleotides long. It is a transcript of the gene bola1, whose product is annotated as bolA family member 1. Gene Ontology annotation, cellular component: mitochondrion. The transcript is spliced from 2 exons. The record is from RefSeq and is a predicted model, not a curated record. Lineage: Eukaryota; Metazoa; Chordata; Actinopteri; Beloniformes; Adrianichthyidae. Bases 230 to 682 code for a protein of 150 amino acids.
AAAUCCACGUUUUGUAAUAACGACAUUGUAAAAUGACCAGAUUUAAGCUAAAGUUGUGUAUAUAGUAAGUUACGUUUCAAAUUUAAGGAGCAGAUAAACGUGUCAUCAGUUUUGACAUCAUUACGUAACGUAACGUUUGUGUUGAAACAAGCUAACAGCUAGCUACUAGCAACAUCAAGCUAACUAGUAAACUAAUAGAAUUUUCUGAAGCAGGUGGUGUCCCGCCCUGAUGCUCGCCAGUGUCCUCCGCGCUGCUCGCCCCGCCUCCGCCCGCCUCUCUUCCAGCCGCCCUUUGGCUCACUUCAGGCCGCACAUGGACCCCGACCCCAGCCGCCCGGUCGAGCGGACCAUCCGGACCAAACUGACCGAGGCCCUCAAACCGGACCACUUGGAGAUCCACAACGAGAGCCACAUGCAUGCGGUCCCUCCGGGCUCCGAGUCUCAUUUCCGCGUUCUGGUGGUCAGCUCUCAGUUCCGGGGUUUACCUUUGAUUCAGCGCCACCGCCUGGUUAAUGAGGCGCUCAAGGAGGAGCUCAGCAGCCGCGUGCACGCUUUGGCCAUCCAGGCAAAGACCCCGGAGCAGUGGGAGAGCAGCCCCACCCUGGCAAAGAGUCCAGCGUGCAUGGGGGGUUCCAGGGGCGACCACACGGUGGAGGAGAAGCUGAAGGCCGGCCGAGAGUGAAACCUUCUCUGGAACUCACAUGCAGUGACAGAGGGGGGGGAAAAAUGAAUCGAUGACUGUGAAUGUAAAUAAAAACUGAUAUGACAACAAA